CGGCUGUCGUUCGAUAUGUCGCACAGGAAGUUCUCUGCGCCUCGUCAUGGCUCUAUGGGGUUCUACCCCAAGAAGAGAUCUCGUCGUCAUCGUGGAAAGGUGAAGGCGUUCCCAAAAGAUGACCCUAGCAAACCAGUGCAUUUAACCGCUUUCAUCGGCUAUAAAGCUGGCAUGACCCAUGUGGUCCGUGAACCUGAUCGUCCUGGUUCAAAGAUAAACAAGAAGGAGAUUGUAGAGGCGGUAACGAUCAUUGAGACACCGCCUAUGGUAUGCGUUGGUGCAGUCGGCUAUAUCGAGACCCCACAUGGUCUUCGUGCUCUGCUCACUGUUUGGGCUGAACAUAUGUCUGAGGACUGCCGCCGUCGCUUUUACAAGAAUUGGUACAAGAGCAAGAAGAAGGCUUUCACCAAGGCUAGUAAGAAAUGGCAGGAUGAGCUUGGACGCAAGUCAAUUGAGAAGGACUUUAAGAAAAUGAUCCGCUACUGCAGUGUGGUAAGGAUCAUUGCCCAUACCCAGAUGAAACUGCUCAAGCAGCGUCAGAAGAAGGCCCACAUUAUGGAGAUCCAAAUCAAUGGUGGAACAAUUGAAGACAAAGUUAAAUGGGCACGUGAACAUCUCGAGAAGCCCAUCCCCAUUGAUUCAGUUUUUGUCCAGGAUGAGAUGAUUGAUUGCAUUGGUGUCACUAAGGGCAAGGGUUAUAAAGGUGUUACUUCACGCUGGCACACAAAGAAGUUGCCCCGUAAGACACACAAAGGUUUAAGGAAGGUUGCUUGUAUUGGAGCAUGGCAUCCUUCAAGAGUUUCAUUCACUGUUGCUCGAGCUGGUCAGAAAGGUUACCAUCAUCGUACUGAAAUGAACAAGAAGAUCUACCGUAUUGGUCAAGGCAUCCACACUAAGGAUGGCAAGGUCAUCAAGAAUAAUGCCUCUACUGAAUAUGACUUGUCUGAGAAGUCAAUCACCCCCAUGGGUGGUUUCCCUCACUAUGGUGAAGUCAACAAUGACUUUGUCAUGAUUAAGGGUUGUUGUAUGGGUCCUAAGAAGCGUGUUAUAACCUUGAGGAAGUCUCUGCGAGUACACACCAAGAGAGCAGCACUUGAGAAGAUUAACCUCAAGUUCAUUGACACGUCAUCCAAGUUUGGUCAUGGUCGCUUCCAGACACCAGCUGAUAAGGCUGCCUUCAUGGGUACCCUCAAGAAAGACCGCAUUCGUGAGGAAGCUGCUGCAACCACCACACCAGUGGCACCUCAACAGUCUUAAGUAACAUUUUUGGGACUGACAAUAAAUAAGAAAACAAAA
Molecule: messenger RNA, 1296 nt
Organism: Hyposmocoma kahamanoa
Lineage: Eukaryota; Metazoa; Arthropoda; Insecta; Lepidoptera; Cosmopterigidae
Gene: RpL3
Product: 60S ribosomal protein L3
Exons: 7
Coding region: 16-1257 (413 amino acids)
Biological process (GO): translation; ribosomal large subunit assembly
Cellular component (GO): cytosolic large ribosomal subunit; ribosome
Molecular function (GO): RNA binding; structural constituent of ribosome
Source: RefSeq, a predicted model, not a curated record